Molecule: messenger RNA, 3427 nt
Organism: Balaenoptera acutorostrata (minke whale)
Lineage: Eukaryota; Metazoa; Chordata; Mammalia; Artiodactyla; Balaenopteridae
Gene: NOM1
Product: nucleolar protein with MIF4G domain 1
Exons: 11
Coding region: 56-2596 (846 amino acids)
Biological process (GO): ribosomal small subunit biogenesis
Cellular component (GO): nucleolus
Molecular function (GO): RNA binding; protein binding
Source: RefSeq, a predicted model, not a curated record
AAUAUCGGAGUCUACGAGCGCUGCAGCCCUGGUCCCGAGCGGCUGCCGGGGGCACAUGGCCCGUGGGAAGCGCCGAGUCGGGCGCGGGCCGCGCCGCGGGCCUGGGGGCGGUGGGGAGGGGGCCCUGAAGCGGCUAAAGCUAGCAGUGGAGGAGUUCGUGCAGGCGACUUCGGAGAGCGAGACCCCCGGCGGCCGCGAGGGGCCCCGGGCUCAGGGACGCGUGCGCCCGGGCGGGAGGAAAAGCCGCAGGGAGCUGAGGAAGGAGAAGCGGCACCUGAGGAAGGCGCGCCGGCUCCAGAGGACGGCCGGCCCCUCGCAGGGCCCGGGCCCGGGCGGCGGCGGAGCCGGGGGAGCGAGCGGCCCCCGGGCGGAGGCGACGCAGGAGGAGGACGGCCAGCCGUCCCCACGGCGGGCCUCGCGGCCGUCCGAGGGGCUGCGACCUCUCUCGGUCCCGGCCAAGGCCGGCCAGGUCCAGGCCAGGGGUCCCCUCGGCAGGACCAAGGCCCCCGCAGCCGCCGCCGCUGCCCGGAAACGGGCACUUCUGGCGGCCAACGAGGAGGAGGAUCGAGAGAUCCGAAAGCUGGAGCGGUGCCUCGGGUUGAACAAGCGCAGAAAGAAGGGCGACGGAAGCUCCGUGCCUCCUAGCUUUUCCCGCGAUGGGCUCGACUAUAUCCUGGGAGCCCUGGACUCUGGGAAAAGUAGUGGCUGGUAUGAAAGCAGCAGUGAGGAGGAAGAAGAGGAUGCGGGACAGACACUCCCCGAAAGUGACACCGAGGACGAACGGGAGGAGCAGGAUGUGGAAGACGAAGGCGAGCGGGAGGCAGAAGCGGGAGCGCAGAGCGAGGAGGAGGACCAGCAGGAUGUAGGCGAGGGACAGCGAGAAGCCGGAGGAGCGGAGGGGAGAGCGAAGGAGGAAGGGAGGAAAAAGAGAGUCCGUUUUGCCGAAGAUGAAGAGAGGAGUGAAAAUCCCUCGGAGGAUGUUGACGCAGACGAUAAGCAGAGUCUUUGUGAAAAUGGUGGAAAGUACAUCCCACCUCACGUGAGGCGAGAAGAGGAGACAGUGGAUGCCCAGAAAAAGGAAGAACUAGAGAGGCUCAAGAAACAGGUCAAAGGUCUGAUUAACAGGCUGAGUGAGCCGAACCUGGCCUCCAUCAGUGGCCAGCUGGAGGAGCUGUACAUGGGCCACAGCAGGAAGGACAUGAAUGACACUCUGACGGGCGUCCUCCUGAGCGCCUGCGCCCCGGACGCGGCCAUGCCCGCCAGGCUGGUGAUGGAGCAUGUCCUCCUGGUCAGCAUUCUUCAUUGCACAGUUGGCAUCGAGGUCGGUGCGCACUUUUUGGAGGCUGUGGUGAGGAAGUUUGCUGACGUCUAUAAAAGCGGAUGUGACGGGAAAGAGUGUGACAACCUGUUCGCCAUCAUUGCCCAUUUAUAUAACUUCCACGUGGUGCAGUCUCUCCUCAUCUUUGACAUUUUGAGAAAACUUACUGGAACUUUCACAGAAAAAGAUAUCGAACUGAUCCUGUUAAUGCUGAGAAACGUGGGCUUUUCCUUGAGAAAAGAUGAUGCUUUGUCGCUCAAGGAACUGAUCACUGAGGCCCAGGCCAAAGCCAGCGGGGCAGGCGGCAGGUUCCGGGACCAGAGCAGGGUUCGCUUCAUGCUGGAGACGCUGCUGGCCCUGAAGAACAACGACAUGCGGAAGAUCCCGGGCUACGACCCCGAGCCCCUGGAGAGGCUGCGGAAGCUGCAGAGAGCCCUGCUGCGCGGCGCUGGCUCAGGGACAGAGACUCAGCUCCGCGUCUCCUGGGACAGCGUCCUGAACGCCGAGCGGACCGGGCGCUGGUGGAUCGUGGGGUCCGCGUGGAGUGGCGCCCCGAUGAUCGACAGCAGUCAGCAGAAGACCCCGCAGAAGCAGCUCACGGGGACGGUUAGCUCGAAGAUACUGGAGCUUGCCCGAAAGCAGAGAAUGAACACCGACAUCAGGAGAAACAUAUUUUGUACAGUUAUGACUAGUGAAGACUUUCUGGACGCAUUCGAGAAGCUCCUGAAGCUGGGGCUUAAGGAUCAGCAGGAGAGAGAAAUCGUCCACGUCCUCGUAGACUGCUGUCUUCAAGAGAAAACGUACAACCCUUUCUACGCGUUCCUGGCGGGCAAGUUCUGUGACUACGCGAGGAGCUUUCAGAUGACAUUCCAGUUCAGCAUAUGGGACAAAUUUCGGGACUUAGAAACUCUGCCAGCCACUAACUUCUCUAACUUGGUUCACCUGGUGGCCCACUUGUUGAAGACAAAGUCACUGCCACUUUCCAUUUUGAAGGUUGUUGAAUUCAGUGAAUUGGACAAACCCAGAGUCCACUUUUUACGAAAAGUGUUACAUAUGCUGCUCAUGGAAACGGAAGUUGAAGACCUUGGUUUAAUUUUUGCAAGGGUGUCCGACAGCCCCGCGCUGGGCCUGCUGCGGGAGGGCCUGAAGCUCUUCAUCAGCCACUUCCUGCUGAAGGGCGGGCAGGCCCACGGGGGCGCCGAGGAGGCCAGCGCGCUGCGGGAGAGAGCCGAGCUCUGCGCCGGGGCCCUGCAGGGGAGGGCGUCCCUGAGGCCGUAGCCGGGCUGGGGGCCGAGGGGGGCUCAUUCGCCUGCGAUGCGGGGCCGCAGCACCGUCUGUCGUGUUUAAGAUAUUCUACUUCGGUCCAGGGUUUUACCGUAUUUGUGUUUUGAACCGUCUUCAAAUACCUAUAUUUAUAUCUCUAGGAGGCGGGGGAGAGGGAGGGAGGGGCGGGCCCCGGGCAGCAAUGAGGCUGCGGAGGGGGUGUGCCAAUGCCUAAUUUUCUAAUAGACGAAGUAAGCCUCUAGAGGGUGCGGUUAUAAAGAAACGGAUGGCGUUUUUAUUUAUCUUUUAUGUAUUGGUUAAAAGUUCAGAAACCGUCAGUUAAACAUUCCUGAGGUUUGAUUGAUUAUUUCAAGUACUUGGCAGGCACGUGUUCUGGAAGAGUCAGCAGUUGACUCAAGCCUUGCAGGUGUGGGUGCAGCACAGCAGGGGGGCGAUCCUGGUUCCUCACCUGAAGUUCUGACGUGGGAAAGGACAUCUUCCUUCCCCGCGAGUGUCUGUCACUUAGACCCAUCGAGUCCGGGUGUGAUGCACCUUCCGGAACAACUUUGAAGUCACCAGAUAGACACUGGACACAGCAGGUGCCGCCUGCUGAGCGGUGUUCUCGGGGUAUAAACACGCACAGGACAGACCGCCUGCGAGGGAUGAAUGUUCAGGAUGCACCUAAGAUAUAGCGGCUCUCUCCCUCCCUUCCUCUGCUCAUGGACAGAGAGAAAGCAGAUGAAGCAAAAUGUGCAUUGUUGGGUGAAGUUUAUACACAUGAAGUAUAUUUUUACAGUUUUUCCUUAAGUUUUAAAUUAUUGCAAAAUAAACAAUUUUCAUAAAGCA